This is a messenger RNA of Tripterygium wilfordii, 12257 nucleotides long. Its product is annotated as transcription-associated protein 1-like. The record is from RefSeq and is a predicted model, not a curated record. Gene Ontology annotation, molecular function: protein binding; transcription coregulator activity. Lineage: Eukaryota; Viridiplantae; Streptophyta; Magnoliopsida; Celastrales; Celastraceae. Gene Ontology annotation, biological process: regulation of DNA-templated transcription; DNA repair. The coding region runs from base 384 to 12056 and encodes 3890 amino acids. The transcript is spliced from 35 exons. Gene Ontology annotation, cellular component: SAGA complex; NuA4 histone acetyltransferase complex; nucleus.
AUGUCUUUCCUAAUUCUCUCGAGUCCUCGAGGACGUGAGGAACAGAAAGAGAUGGAAGUGUUUCGUGAUACAACAAACGACGUCUUUUGAUUGAUCCUACUCGCUUCAGAAACCCUAACCCUAACCAGACCGAAAUCUCUUUUUAAGCACUCGCAAAUACGUUUGAAGCUCGACGAAUUACGCAAUUUGUAACGGUUCGCUGUGAGCAAGUACGGAAGAGCUUGCUUCACUUGUUGGUGAGGGGAAGUGGAAGAAUUUGUCGCGGAGCCACUCGAGAGGCAGUCACUGGGAAGUCCUAGAAAACGGAAUUGAGAGGGAGUUUCUCUUCAAUUGAGGGAACCGAGUUAGGGUUUUGUUGUCUCAAUUGCUGCGGUUACUAAGCCAUGGGUCCCGUUCAGAAUUUCGAGCAGCACUCUCGCCAUCUUGUUGAACAAGACCUCCCCAUUCAUACAAGGCUACAGAUGGCAAUGGAAGUGCGGGACAGUCUUGAGAUCGCCCACACUGCAGAGUACUUGAAUUUUCUGAAAUGCUAUUUCCGGGCAUUCUCAGUCAUUCUUUUGCAAGUCACAAAACCACAGUUUGUUGAUAAUCCAGAGCACAAGCUGAGAAACAUUGUUGUGGAGAUCCUUAAUCGUCUUCCCCAUAGCGAAGUUUUGCGUCCUUUUGUGCAGGACCUAUUGAAGGUUGCCAUGCAAGUUCUCACCACUGAUAAUGAGGAGAAUGGAUUGAUUUGCAUUCGCAUUAUCUUUGACCUUCUUAGGAAUUUCAGGCCAACCCUAGAAAAUGAAGUUCAGCCAUUCUUGGAUUUUGUAUGUAAAAUAUAUCAAAACUUUAGAUUGACUGUCAGCCAUUUUUUCGAGAGCAGUGCAGCAAUGACAGGAGUGGAAGAUGUUAAGCCCAUGGAUUCUUCAUCGUUGGAUCAAUCGAUUUCUCCUGCUGGCUAUACUGGCACGGGCCAGCUUAACCCCAGUACACGGUCCUUCAAGAUCGUUACUGAGAGUCCACUUGUGGUGAUGUUUUUGUUUCAACUAUAUGGUCGGCUUGUUCAGACUAAUAUUCCUCACUUGCUGCCAUUGAUGGUCGCUGCCAUAUCUGUUCCGGGUCCUGAGAAGGUCCCACCCCAUUUGAAAACGCACUUUAUUGAAUUGAAGGGUGCACAGGUUAAGACGGUGUCCUUUUUAACUUAUCUGUUGAAGAGUUUUGCUGAUUAUAUUAGACCACAUGAAGAAAGCAUAUGCAAAAGUAUUGUGAAUUUGCUUGUGACUUGUUCAGACUCUGUAUCCAUUAGAAAGGAGCUGUUAGUUGCGUUGAAACAUGUUCUUGGGACCGAUUUCAAGAGGGGCUUAUUUCCUUUGAUUGACACGCUAUUGGAAGAGAGGGUUCUAGUUGGAACUGGUCGGGCAUGCUUUGAAAGCUUGAGGCCAUUGGCUUAUAGUCUACUCGCGGAGAUUGUUCAUCAUGUGCGCGGGGACCUUUCUUUGGCACAGUUAUCACGGAUUAUUUACUUGUUUUCAAGUAACAUGCAUGACGCUUCACUGUCGCUCAACAUUCAUACUACUUGUGCUCGGUUGAUGCUGAAUCUGGUGGAGUCGAUUUUUGAGAAAGGGAUUGACCAACAAUCAAUGGAUGAAGCACGAAUUUUACUGGGCCGUAUUUUGGAUGCUUUUGUUGGAAAAUUUAGUACUUUCAAGCAUACAAUUCCACAGCUAUUGGAUGAGGGUGAGGAAGGAAAGGAUCGUGCUACUAUGAGGUCAAAGCUUGAACUGCCUGUGCAGGCUGUUUUGAAUUUACAGGUUCCUGUUGAACAUUCCAAGGAAGUCAGUGACUGUAAGAACCUGAUUAAAACCUUGGUCAUGGGAAUGAAGACGAUCAUAUGGAGUAUAACCCAUGCACAUUUGCCUCGAUCUCAGGUUUCUCCUUCCUCACAUGGAACUCACUCACAAAUGCUUGUUUCACCAAACUCUACUUUACCAGCAUCUCAAGCAUUUAAAGGGAUGAGGGAAGAUGAGGUGUGGAAAGCUUCUGGUGUUUUAAAGAGUGGUGUUCAUUGCUUAGCUUUAUUCAAGGAUAAGGAAGAGGAGAAGGAAAUGCUUGGUCUUUUCUCCCAGAUUUUGGCUAUUAUGGAACCUCGGGAUCUUAUGGACAUGUUCUCGUUGUGUAUGCCUGAGCUUUUUGAGUGCAUGAUUUCCAACAAUCAACUGGUUCACAUAUUUUCUUCGCUUCUGCAAGCGUCUAAAGUAUAUCGGGCAUUCGCUGAUGUUUUGGUUAAUUUUCUCGUAAGCAGCAAACUAGAUGUCCUGAAGCAUCCUGAUAGUCCAGCAGCAAAACUGGUGUUACAUCUUUUUCGGUUUAUAUUUGGUGCUGUUGCAAAAGCACCUGCAGAUUUUGAGCGUAUAUUGCUGCCUCAUGUGCCUGUGAUAAUGGAGGUUUGCAUGAAGAAUGCUAGUGAAAUUGAGAAGCCUCUUGGGUAUGUGCAGCUUCUUCGUACAAUGUUUAGAGCACUCAUAGGAUGUAAAUUUGAACUUCUUCUGCGUGAGUUGAUUCCCAUGUUACAGCCCUGCUUAAAUAUGCUAUUGACAAUGCUCGAGGGUCCAACUGGGGAAGAUAUGAGGGACCUUUUGCUGGAGCUAUGCUUGACACUACCUGCUCGCUUGAGCUCAUUGUUACCUUACCUUCCUCGUCUGAUGAGACCUCUUGUAUUGUGUCUUAAGGGAACUGAUGACCUAGUAAGUUUAGGGUUACGAACGCUUGAGUUUUGGGUGGACAGUUUAAAUCCUGAUUUCCUGGAGCCCAAUAUGGCCAAUGUUAUGUCUGAGGUGAUUUUAGCCUUAUGGUCUCACUUGAGGCCUGCACCAUACCCUUGGGGUGGGAAAGCUUUGCAAGUCCUUGGGAAGUUAGGUGGUCGAAACAGACGCUUUCUGAAAGAGCCCCUUGCGCUUGAUUGCAAAGAGAAUCCAGAACAUGGGCUACGCUUGAUUCUUACAUUUGAGCCCUCAACUCCUUUUUUGGUGCCUUUGGAUCGAUGCAUAAAUCUCGCUGUAGCAGCUGUUAUGCACAAAAGUAGUGGCAUGGAUGCUUUCUAUCGAAAGCAGGCACUAAAGUUCCUUCGUGUUUGCUUAUCAUCUCAGCUUAACUUGCCAGGAAAUAUUUCUGAUGAGGGAUUCACACCGAGACAGUUGUCCACUCUUUUACAUUCUACAGUUGACUCAUCUUUGCGAAGAUCUGAGACAUCAGAUAUUAAGGCUGACUUGGGUGUGAAGACUAAGACUCAGCUUAUGGCUGAAAAGUCAGUUUUCAAAAUUUUGUUAAUGACCGUAAUUGCCGCCAAUGCUGAGCCAGAUCUUGUCGACUCUAAUGAGGAUUUUGUCAUGAAUGUUUGCCGUCAUUUUGCAAUUAUUUUUCACAUUGAUUCUACCUCAACGAAUGCUUCAAGUACCUCUGCUACACUUGGGGGUCCUAUACUUUCAUCAAAUGGGAACUUACAUGGCAGGUUAAAGAGUAGCACUUCUUCUAACUUGAAAGAGUUGGACCCAUUAAUAUUUUUAGAUGCUUUGGUUGAUGUGCUGGCAGAUGUAAAUAGGCUGCAUGCCAAAUCUGCUCUUAACGCCCUAAAUGUGUUUGCUGAGACUCUUUUGUUCCUUGCGCGCUCUAAGCAUUCUGAUUUGCUAAUGCCAAGAGGAGGUCCUGGUACUCCUAUGAUUGUCUCCAGUCCAUCAAUGAAUCCUGUGUAUUCACCACCUCCAAGUGUCCGCAUCCCAGUUUUUGAGCAACUUUUACCCCGUCUUUUGCACUGUUGCUACGGUAGUGCAUGGCAAGCACAAAUGGGAGGUGUGAUGGGGCUCGGUGCAUUGGUCGGGAAGGUCACUGUUGAGACUUUGUGCGCUUUCCAAGUAAAAAUUGUCCGGGGUUUGAUUUAUGUUCUUAAAAGACUUCCCCUUUAUGCUAGCAAAGAGCAGGAAGAGACUAGUCAAGUGCUUACACAAGUUCUUCGUGUGGUGAAUAAUGUUGAUGAAGCAAACAGUGAAUCACGCAGGCAAAGUUUUCAAGGAGUUGUUGAAUUUCUUGCUUUGGAAUUAUUUAACUCCAACGCAUCUAUUAUCGUCAGGAAGACAGUGCAAUCCUGCUUAGCACUUCUGGCUAGUAGGACUGGCAGUGAGGUAUCUGAGUUGCUUGAGCCUUUGUAUCAACCUUUGCUUCAGCCCCUUAUUGUGAGACCUCUUAGGUCUAAGACUGUUGACCAGCAGGUUGGGACAGUUACAGCAUUGAACUUUUGCUUGGCUUUGAGGCCCCCUCUUCUCAGAUUGACUCAAGAAUUAGUUAACUUCCUGCAAGAGGCAUUGCAAAUAGCUGAGGCUGAUGAAACUGUAUGGGUUGUGAAAUUUAUGAACCCAAAAGUGGCAACUUCAUUGAAUAAACUGCGAACUGCUUGCAUUGAGCUGCUUUGUACUACCAUGGCGUGGGCAGACUUCAGAACUCCAAAUCAUUCUGAAUUACGUGCAAAGAUCAUUUCCAUGUUUUUCAAGUCUUUGACAUGCCGGACGCCUGAAAUUGUUGCUGUUGCUAAGGAGGGCCUACGACAGGUUAUCAACCAACAAAGAAUGCCAAAAGAGCUUCUGCAAAGCAGCCUCAGGCCUAUAUUGGUCAACUUGGCCUCCACCAAGAACCUAAGCAUGCCUCUUCUGCAAGGUCUAGCCAGGCUACUUGAACUAUUGUCCACUUGGUUCAAUGUUACCUUGGGUGGCAAGUUGUUAGAGCACCUUAAGAAAUGGUUGGAACCAGAAAAACUUGCACAGAGUCAGAAGUCCUGGAAGUCUGGUGAAGAGCCAAAAAUUGCAGCCGCUAUUAUCGAGCUUUUUCACUUGCUUCCUCAAGCUGCAUCUAAGUUUCUUGAUGACCUGGUGACAUUGACUAUUGAUCUGGAAGGGGCCCUUCCUCCAGGACAAGUUUAUAGUGAGAUUAACAGUCCAUAUCGACUUCCACUCACAAAAUUCUUGAACCGUUAUGCUAUGCUUGCGGUUGAUUAUUUUCUUGCUCGAUUAAGUGAUCCAAAAUAUUUCAGGAGGUUUAUGUACAUUAUUCAAUCGGAUGCUGGCCAGCCUUUGAGAGAUGAGCUUUCAAGGUCACCGCAGAAGAUACUUGCAACUGCCUUUCCUGAAUUUCUCUCACAACAAGGCACAAAUAUGGGUGACAAUGGCCUUAUUAACCGCCCAUCUGAUAGUUCUAAUGUAUCAUUUUUUCCUACUGGGGAGACUACGGAUGCUUAUUUUCACGGACUUGCUCUCACUAAAACGUUAGUCAAACUGAUUCCUGGCUGGUUGCAUAGCAAUCGGCUUGUGUUUGAUACCUUGGUGCUUGUUUGGAAAUCGUCGGCAAGAAUAACUCGCUUAAACAGUGAACAGGAACUCAAUUUGAUACAAAUAAAAGAAAGCAAAUGGCUUGUCAAAUGUUUCUUGAAUUAUCUACGACAUGACAAAGAGGAAGUGGAUGUUCUCUUUGACAUCCUCUCCAUCUUCUUGUUUCAUUCUCGUAUUGACUAUACAUUCUUGAAGGAGUUCUAUAUUAUUGAGGUUGCGGAAGGUUAUUCAUCAAGCUUGAAGAAAUCCCUUCUGUUGCAUUUCUUGAACCUUUUCCAGUCAAAACAACUUGGUCACGAUCAUUUGGUGGUUGUAAUGCAAAUGCUAAUUCUUCCGAUGCUUGCCCAUGCCUUCCAAAAUGAUCAAAGCUGGGAUGUUGUGGACCAUGGUAUCAUAAAAACAAUUGUUGAAAAGCUUCUUGAUCCUCCAGAGGAAGUUUCUGCUGAAUAUGAUGAGCCUUUGAGGAUAGAACUUUUGCAGCUUGCUACUUUGCUUCUCAAAUAUCUCCAGAAUGACCUUGUUCAUCACAGGAAAGAACUUAUAAAAUUUGGUUGGAAUCAUCUCAAACGUGAAGAUAGUGCUAGUAAGCAGUGGGCGUUUGUCAAUGUUUGCCACUUUUUGGAGGCCUAUCAGGCGCCAGAGAAAAUUAUACUCCAGGUUUUUGUUGCUCUUCUGAGAACUUGCCAGCCAGAAAAUAAAAUGUUAGUCAAGCAGGCCCUAGAUAUACUAAUGCCGGCAUUGCCAAAAAGGUUGCCUGUGGAGGCUCGUAUGCCAAUCUGGAUUAGGUACACUAAGAAAAUUCUUGUUGAAGAAGGCCACUCAAUUCCAAAUCUUAUUCACAUAUUCCAGCUCAUUGUGCGCCAUUCAGAUCUCUUCUAUAGCUGCAGAGCACAAUUUGUGCCUCAGAUGGUGAACUCUCUCAAUCGUCUUGGCCUUCCUUACAAUACAACAGCAGAGAACAGACGGCUUGCUAUUGAACUUGCCGGAUUGGUUGUUGGUUGGGAGAGGCAAAGACGAAAUGAAAUGAAAGUCGUAACUGAAGGAGAUGAUGCCCCUGGCCAGUUGACUGAUGGAUUUAAUCCUGGGCCUGCCAGCACUGAUGCUAAACGUCAUAUGGAUGGGUCAACGUUCCCCGAGGACCCGAGCAAGAAAGUUAAAGUUGAACCUGGUCUUCAGUCCCUUUGUGUUAUGUCACCAGGUGGUGCUUCUUCAAUCCCUAACAUAGAAACCCCUGGUUCCACUGGCCAACCUGAUGAAGAAUUCAAGCCAAAUGCUGCUAUGGAAGAAAUGGUUAUUAAUUUUCUAAUUAGGGUUGCCUUGGUGAUAGAGCCUAAAGAUAAGGAAGCAAGUACAAUGUACAAACAAGCUUCAGAGCUACUUUCACAAGCUCUUGAAGUGUGGCCAAAUGCCAAUGUCAAAUUCAAUUAUUUAGAAAAGCUGCUGAGCAGUCUCCAACCAUCUCAGUCAAAGGACCCUUCAACCGCACUAGCGCAGGGUUUGGAUGUGAUGAACAAGGUCUUGGAGAAGCAACCCCAUUUGUUUAUUCGAAAUAACAUCAAUCAGAUUUCUCAAAUUCUUGAACCCUGUUUCAAGUAUAAAGUCUUGGAUGCUGGAAAAUCAUUGUGCUCCCUGCUGAAGAUGGUCUUUGUUGCUUUUCCCCUUGAGGGUGUCAGUACACCGCCAGACGUGAAAUUAUUAUAUCAGAAGGUUGAUGAAUUGAUCCAGAAGCACAUUAACACUGUUACUGCUCCUCAGGCAUCGACAGAAGAUAACUCUGGCAACUCAAUAAGUUUUGUGCUGCUUGUCAUUAAGACAUUGGCUGAGGUACAUAAGAAUGUGGAUCCUUAUACUUUGGUUCGUUUCCUUCAACGACUAGCACGAGAUAUGGGAUCAUCUGGAGGUUCUCACCUGAAACAAGGUCAGCGAACUGAUCCAGAUUCUUCUGUCACUUCAUCUCGUCUGGGAGCUGAUGCUGGAGUUGUCAUAUCUAAUCUUAAAUCAGUCCUGAAACUUAUCAGUGAAGGGGUCAUGCUUGUUUCAGACUGCAAAAGAUCUGUAACGCAAAUUUUGAACACCUUGCUUUCGGAGAAAGGCACUGAUGCUGGUGUGUUGCUUUGCAUCCUUGAUGUGAUCAGAGGCUGGAUUGAAGCUGACAUUUGCAAAUCAGGAACACCUACUACGGCGAGUACUUUUCUCUCUCCAAAGGAAAUAGUCUCAUUUCUUCAGAAGCUUUCACAAGUUGAUAAGCAAAAUUUCUCACCCAAUGCUGUUGAAGAAUGGGACAUGAAAUAUCUUGAGCUUCUUUAUGGACUUUGUGGCCAUUCAGAUAAAUAUCCAUUGGCUUUACGUCAAGAGGUGUUUCUAAAAGUGGAGAGGCAAUUCAUGCUUGGUUUACGGGCGAGGGAUCCUGAAGUUCGGAAGAAAUUUUUUUCACUCUACCAUGAAUCUCUUGGGAAAACUUUGUUCAUUAGGCUGCAGUACAUAAUCCAAAUUCAAGAUUGGGAAGCUCUAAGUGAUGUCUUCUGGCUCAAACAGGGUCUUGAUCUUCUGCUUGCAGUCUUAGUUGGUGAUAAACCUAUUACACUUGCGCCAAACUCGGCCAGAGUGUUGCCACUUGUGGCCGCGGCCACAGGCUCUCUUCCAGAUAGUUCUGGGAUGCAGCACCAGAUUGCUGAUGUUCCGGAGGGUCUUGAAGAAGCUCCAUUGACAUUUGAUAGCCUUGUUCUUAAGCAUGCACAGUUUAUGAAUGAGAUGAGCAAGCUCCAGGUGGAUGAUCUUGUUAUUCCUUUGAGAGAGCUAGCUCACACAGAUGCUAAUGUUGCAUACCAUUUGUGGGUGCUUGUAUUUCCCAUUGUCUGGGUAACCUUACACAAAGAUGAACAGGUAACACUAGCUAAACCAAUGAUUUCUCUUCUAUCAAAAGAUUAUCAUAAAAAGCAGCAAGGCAACAGACCGAAUGUUGUGCAAGCACUUCUGGAAGGGCUUCAGUUGAGCCACCCUCAGCCUCGGAUGCCCAGCGAACUCAUUAAAUAUAUUGGGAAAACUUACAAUGCAUGGCACAUUGCUUUGGCUCUGUUGGAAAGUCAUGUGAUGCUUUUUAUGAAUGAAACAAAGUGCUGUGAGUCUCUAGCUGAGCUUUAUCGUUUGCUCAAUGAAGAGGAUAUGAGGUGUGGGUUGUGGAAGAAAAAGUCAGUCACUGCAGAAACCAGAGCUGGACUUUCACUGGUACAGCAUGGUUACUGGCAGCGUGCUCAAAGCCUCUUUUACCAAGCCAUGGUUAAGGCAACUCAGGGGACGUAUAAUAACACUGUGCCCAAGGCUGAGAUGUGUCUUUGGGAAGAGCAGUGGAUUUAUUGUGCUACUCAACUUAGUCAGUGGGAUGCAUUGGUCGACUUUGGUAAGAGCAUUGAGAACUAUGAAAUACUUCUUGAUACCUUAUGGAAAUUGCCUGAUUGGGCAUAUAUGAAGGAGCAUGUAAUCCCUAAGGCUCAAGUAGAAGAAACUCCUAAGCUUCGUCUGAUUCAAUCCUUUUUCGCCCUCCAUGAUAGAAAUGCAAAUGGUGUGGGGGAUGCUGAAAAUAUAGUAGGGAAAGGUGUUGAUCUUACUUUAGAACAAUGGUGGCAGUUGCCUGAAAUGUCUGUUCAUUCUCGGAUUCCCCUUCUGCAGCAAUUCCAACAGCUAGUUGAAGUACAGGAGUCAGCUAGAAUACUUGUGGACAUUUCCAACGGAAACAAACUUUCUGGAAAUGCUGCAGUUGGUGUGAAUGGAAAUCUUUAUGCGGAUCUCAAGGACAUCCUUGAGACUUGGAGGUUGAGAACUCCAAAUAAAUGGGAUAACAUGUCUGUUUGGUAUGACUUGCUUCAAUGGAGAAAUGAAAUGUAUAACGCUGUCAUCGAUGCCUUCAAGGAUUUCAGCAAUACAAAUGCACAACUUCAUCACCUGGGAUAUCGUGACAAAGCGUGGAAUGUCAACAAGCUUGCUCACAUUGCUCGUAAGCAAGGCCUUUACGAUGUUUGUGUAACAAUACUUGAAAAGAUGUAUGGUCACUCAACCAUGGAAGUGCAGGAGGCUUUUGUUAAGAUCAGAGAACAAGCAAACGCUUAUCUGGAAAUGAAGGGAGAGCUUACCAGUGGUCUGAAUUUAAUCAACAGCACUAAUCUGGAAUAUUUUCCUGGAAAACACAAAGCUGAAAUUUUCCGCAUUAAGGGAGAUUUCCUGUUAAAGUUGAAUGACUCUGAAGGUGCUAAUGUUGCAUAUUCCAAUGCCAUAACGCUCUUCAAGAAUUUGCCAAAAGCAUGGAUAAGCUGGGGAAAUUAUUGUGACAUGGCUUACAAAGAAACCCACGACGAGAUUUGGUUAGAAUAUGCUGUUUGUUGCUUUCUUCAAGGCAUCAAAUUUGGUGUCUCAAAUUCAAGAAACCAUAUUGCUCGCGUGCUGUAUCUUCUUAGCUUUGAUACUCCAAAUGAGUGUGUGGGUAGAGCAUUUGAUAAAUACUUGGAUCAAAUUCCUCACUGGGUUUGGCUGUCUUGGGUUCCGCAACUGUUACUUUCCUUGCAGAGGUCAGAAGCAUCACACUGCAAACUUGUUCUCCUAAAAAUUGCCACCGUGUAUCCACAGGCUCUGUAUUAUUGGCUUCGCACGUAUCUGCUUGAACGCCGUGAUGUUGCUAAUAAAUCUGAGCUAGGUAGAAUGGCAAUGGCUCAGCAAAGAAUGCAGCAAAACGUAUCUGGUUCCGGUGCUGGUUCGCUUGGCUUGUCUGAUGGAAAUGCAAGAGCACCAGUUCAUGGUGGUGGUGCUUUAACCUCGGAGAAUCAAGUUCAUCAAGGCUCUCAAUCUGGUAGUGGGGUUGGAUCCCAUGAUGGGGGAAACUCUCAUGUGCAAGAAGCUGACCGGUCUACGGUCAUGGAGAACAGCAUGCAUGCUGGGAAUGAUCAACCUUCACAACAAAGUACGCCGUCAGUGAAUGAAGGUGGACAGAACGUAAGACGCAAUGGUGCUUUGGGAUUGGUGGCUUCUGCUGCCAGUGCUUUUGAUGCCGCGAAGGACAUAAUGGAAGCUCUUAGAAGCAAGCACACUAAUUUGGCUGGAGAACUUGAGUCUCUGCUCACGGAAAUUGGUUCAAGGUUUGUCACUCUUCCAGAAGAGAGACUCCUUGCUGUGGUUAAUGCACUUCUCCAUCGCUGUUAUAAGUACCCAACUGCCACCACAGCAGAGGUUCCCCAAUCUCUCAAGAAGGAGCUCUCUGGAGUUUGCAGGGCUUGCUUCUCUGCUGAUGCCGUGAACAAGCAUGUUGACUUUGUGAGAGACUAUAAGCAGGAUUUUGAGCGUGAUCUUGAUCCAGAAAGUACGGCUACUUUCCCUUCCACCCUUUCCGAAUUGACUGAGCGACUGAAACACUGGAAGAAUGUUCUGCAGAGCAAUGUGGAGGACAGGUUUCCAGCUGUCUUGAAGCUGGAAGAGGAAAGUAGGGUAUUGCGCGAUUUCCAUGUUGUUGAUGUUGAGGUUCCAGGACAAUAUUUCAGUGAUCAGGAAAUAACACCUGACCAUACAGUCAAGUUGGAUAGGAUUGGGGCAGAUAUUCCAAUUGUUAGAAGGCAUGGAAGCAGUUUCCGGCGUUUGACUCUGAUUGGCUCUGAUGGGUCUCAACGUCAUUUUAUUGUACAAACGUCUUUAACACCUAAUGCCAGAAGUGAUGAGCGCAUACUGCAGCUUUUUCGUGUGAUGAACCAAAUGUUUGAUAAGCACAAGGAAUCAAGACGACGACACAUUUGCAUCCAUACGCCAAUUAUUAUCCCAGUUUGGUCCCAGGUACGUAUGGUCGAAGAUGAUGUGAUGUACAACACGUUGCUUGAGGUGUAUGAGAAUCAUUGCGCAAGGAAUGACCGAGAAGCUGAUCUCCCAAUUACAUACUUCAAGGAGCAAUUGAACCAAGCUAUAUCUGGACAAAUCACACCUGAAGCUGUUGUAGAUCUCCGCCUCCAAGCUUAUAAUGACAUAACAAAAAAUCUUGUGACAGACAACAUCUUUUCACAAUACAUGUACAAGACUCUCUUGAGUGGCAACCACAUGUGGGCCUUCAAAAAGCAGUUUGCAAUCCAGUUGGCACUUACUAGCUUCAUGUCAUUUAUGCUGCAAAUUGGGGGAAGGUCGCCAAAUAAGAUUCUAUUUGCUAAGAACACGGGAAAAAUAUUUCAGACGGAUUUUCAUCCUGCAUAUGAUGCAAAUGGAAUGAUUGAAUUCAAUGAACCAGUACCUUUUCGCAUGACGAGGAACAUGCAGGCGUUCUUUUCCCAUUUUGGAGUGGAAGGCCUUAUUGUUUCUGCUAUGUGUGCUGCAGCACAGGCUGUGGUUUCACCAAAACAAAGCCAGCAUCUGUGGUACCAAUUGGCCAUGUUUUUCCGUGAUGAACUAUUAUCAUGGUCAUGGAGAAGACCGCUUGGAAUGGCCCUGGCGCCAGUGCCUGGAGGGGGUAGCAUGAGCCCUAUUGAUUUCAAGAAUAAGGUUACCACCAAUGUUGAUCAUGUUAUUGGCCGAAUUAGCCGAGUUGCACCGCAGUAUUUCUCUGAAGAGUGUUGUAUUCAGGAGGAGAAUGCUGUUGACCCACCACAAGCGGUACAAAAGGGCGUCGCUGACUUAGUUGAAGCUGCAUUGAGUCCAAGAAACUUGUGUAUGAUGGAUCCAACAUGGCAUCCCUGGUUUUAAAACUCCUUGUACAGCAAGAUGUUAUUGCAGUUUCAGCCAAGAUAAACAGCAGUUCUUCGUCGUCAAUAGAUCGCUGCUAAAAAUCUCGUACUAUUGUCAUUUUUUAUAAUGGAGCCUAAUUUAGGUUCUGGGGCCUCACAUGUACAUAAAAAGAAAUAAUUCGGUGCAAGUUAAUAGUUAUUAUGCAAAGCAGUUAUUGCA